Molecule: messenger RNA, 333 nt
Organism: Marasmius oreades (fairy-ring Marasmius)
Lineage: Eukaryota; Fungi; Basidiomycota; Agaricomycetes; Agaricales; Marasmiaceae
Exons: 1
Coding region: 1-333 (110 amino acids)
Source: RefSeq, a predicted model, not a curated record
AUGGUCGGUCCAGACGUUUCUGACCUUCAGCACUGCCGGGUUUCAACUUCUCUUCGCGACUUCGGCAAUCCAGGUCUGUCCAUUGACGAGACUCCGCGCUUGAUGAUCAACGGUGCCAAGCGUUCCUGUGAAACGCCGUGCACUCGACGUAACGGUAACGGUUCGAGCUCCACGCGAGGAAGGAAAUCAGCCGCGCCAACGGAAGGUGGAAGGGUGUUGUGGCUACAAAGAGUUCCCUCGUUGGCCAAUGGUGUGACUUUGUGGUUAGAGCUUCUUCGGCAGACUUUACGGUGGAAUUGUCGAGGCCGGAGACUAUGGGUUCAAGUCCAAUAA